Molecule: messenger RNA, 2766 nt
Organism: Amphimedon queenslandica
Lineage: Eukaryota; Metazoa; Porifera; Demospongiae; Haplosclerida; Niphatidae
Product: probable serine/threonine-protein kinase qkgA
Exons: 7
Coding region: 136-2634 (832 amino acids)
Biological process (GO): signal transduction
Molecular function (GO): protein binding
Source: RefSeq, a predicted model, not a curated record
CAUACCAUGUGGAUAUGUAAUUUUAUUCUUUUCCUCCAUGAUACCAUGUUGAUGCGUUCAGAUAGAUACAAGUAUGUACAUGUAUGCUGACUUCAGACAACCUUCCUACUAAGAUACUAUUAUAUUUAUUAAUUUAUGCAUGUACAUGUAUCAAUAGGUGCCUAUGAGAGAGCUCUCAAAGAACAAGGAAGUGCUGAUGUAGCGUAUGCUCGUCUUAUGUUACUGGGAUCAGCUGGUACUGGCAAGACGUCUCUUAAGCGUUCAUUAAUGGAAGAACCUUUCAAUCCUCAUACUACAAGCACCAUUGUAUCUGAUGUAUCCUCCGUACGACCAUUUGGACACGAGUGGCAAACAAUGAGAGAAAAAAAAUGGAGAGAAACCACACAAAAAGAUGAAAUUGAAGAACUUGCACAUUUGUUUGAAUCCUGUCUUUCUAGCUCAUCUUCACACCAUCCAUCUGUAUUGAGUACAGAAUAUUCUCAUGAUGAAUCAAUUGCUACUAGUUCCAUAGCUUCUGAUUUGAAUGUGGAGAGUCAUAUCCAAUCAAUACUCGAAAGAGUUGAUGGCAUUUAUUGGACAACAGAAUCACUUGUUCAACCAUUUCUUCAUAUAUGGGAUUGUGGUGGUCAGCCAGUGUUCCUUGAGAUUCUCCCAGCCUUCCUCACUCCUCGUACAAUGUUUCUCCUCCUGUUUGAUGCUUCAGUGGAUUUCAAGGAAAGAUGGCAGUCACGUCAGAAUACUCCUGAUGGUAAAGUGCUGUUUGGUGAGGUAGUGAAUGAAAGCACAAGUAAUCUAAUGGCCAAAUGGAUGUCUACAAUACACAGUCACCUCAUGAAGCACAGCAAAGAUGAUACUUCUCCUAGUCUUUAUUGUAUUGGCACUCAUGGUGACAAGCUGAGGAGAAAAAGGAAGAAAGAAGUAAAGAAGCAGAUACAGUCUUUGUAUGAGAAAAGAGAAUUCUCAGAUCUUAUCAAAGAUGUUCUUAUCAUUGAUAAUACAACCUCAGGCAAAGGAGAAGAAGAAGACCCAAGCAUUACAAAAUUACGCAGAGCUAUUGAUAGUUUUAUCUAUAAAUUAGUCGUCCAAACCCCUGUCAAUUGGGUUCUUUUUCGUAAGGUUGUGCAAGUGCUUAAGCAGAAUUUCAUUAGUGUAUCUGAUGCCGUUGCCAUUGGAGUGGCAUGUCAUAUACCAGCAAAUGAUGUUCCUGAAGUAUUGAAAUUCUACCAUGAGCUAGGAGCUGUGCUUUAUUAUCCUCAAAUAGAAGGUCUGAGGAAUAAAGUCAUUCUCAGUCCAAAAUGGUUUGUUGGUGUCAUUGGGAAGGUAUUCCCACUAGAGAAAAGUUUGAGUGGAACAAAAAGAUGGUCUUUGUUACGAACUAAAGGCAUUCUUGUUCAACCACUCUAUCAAGAGGUAUGGCAGUCAAGUGGUAUUGAUCCAGAAGAAAUAAUUGAACUUUUAGUUAAUUUUCGUCUUGCAGCUCAAGUUCAAACUGAACAUUAUAAUAGCAGAUUCAAGCAGUAUUUUCUUCCAGCAGUGCUACCAGGAUACACAGGUGACCCUAAUGACGUACGACCUGGUUAUAAGCUAAGAGCCUCACCUGUACACAUUACAUUCUCCACUGGAUAUGUACCUCCUGGCUUCUUCACUCGUUUAGCAACUGCUGUUGCUACAAAUGACAAUGUUAAGCUCAAUUUUGAUAAUGUUUAUACAGCAGCACCUAAUGCUGGUUUCUUUGAUCGAUUAGCUAUUACCAUGAAGUUACACUUAAAAGUUGAGAGAAAAAGUAUCUAUCGUAAUCGUGUUUGCUUCUCUUAUGGUCGUCCUUCUGAUGAUUUUGUUCUCACUGAUAUUAAUGAUGCUAUUCAAGUUGAUGUGUUGAGAUAUGUCUCGGAGAGUACUCAUCCUGUUCCUUUGAAAUUAGUUUGUCAAGAAAUAUUGAAGUUAUUAGAUGAAUGUUGCCAAAAGGUAGAAGACACUCUUUACCAUGGUCAUCAUGCUGAUCAUUCAUCAAGGAGAAUACAAUACGUGUGUCAAUGCAAACGUUCCAAGGAAGUCCAUUACAUUCAAGACAUUGAUGCUGAGGAGCAGACAUGUUUUGAUCCUGUUUACUGCAAAAUGAAAAGAAUUCCUCGAUCAUUAACUAAAAACGAGUCACUGUGGUUCAAGAAAGAAAGAGAAGAUUUGUCAAAAGAUAAACAAAUCCAAUGUCUCCAAGAGAUUUCACCUUCGGAAGAGAUUAAUGUUGUUGAUGAUGAUGAUGAUAAGCCAACACUUCAAAAGGUCAAAUCAACUACAAAUUACUCACCCACACAGAUCAGUGAGUCCAAUGAUGAUCAAAAAAAAGCUAUAUUGACUAUCAGGAAUCUGAUAGAAAUAUUACGAGUGUUAAAAGAUGGUCACUUUCAAACUAAAAAAUGGAUUGAUCUUGGUCUCUACUUGGGUCUGUUUCAUAAUGAUUUGAAGACAAUAGAGACUAACUAUCCACGAGAUGCUGAGCAAUGUCUCAGAGAAUGUUUAGCAAAAUGGCUUACAGAUGAUAUUGAAGCAACAUGGGAUAAACUAGCUAUUGCUGCUGGUGAAGUAGGAGAGACAUCAGUUGCUGAAUAUAUAAAAUCAAGAAAGGAGCUUAUUUGAAACGAUUGCAUUAAGAUUGGAAUCAAUCUAUUUAAUUUUUUUAUAUUGUGAAAACUUAGCUGGUUGAUAUUCUAUAACAAUUCUCAAAUGUGUGUGUAUUUUUAGUACUGUCAUAAUUCAAAUUAUUUUUAA